Molecule: messenger RNA, 1045 nt
Organism: Homalodisca vitripennis (glassy-winged sharpshooter)
Lineage: Eukaryota; Metazoa; Arthropoda; Insecta; Hemiptera; Cicadellidae
Product: large proline-rich protein BAG6-like
Exons: 6
Coding region: 29-1030 (333 amino acids)
Cellular component (GO): BAT3 complex
Molecular function (GO): misfolded protein binding; polyubiquitin modification-dependent protein binding
Source: RefSeq, a predicted model, not a curated record
UCACUGAGAUUUAUUUGCAGGGAUAUCCAUGCAGAACCCUCGCCACUGUUUGUCUCAGAGUAGGCUGGCAGUGGUGCGCAGCAUGUUGCGUAGGGCAUCCAUCAUCCUCAACCGUCUUGAGAACCCCCCACAAGAAUCUGCAGACACAUCUCCAGAGAAUGGGACUUGUCCACCAGAGACCAGCGCAGAAGAAGAGACAGCGGCAGGAGCCACCACUCCCAUUGCAGCCAUUGAGAUUUCACCUCAAUUGAUAAUUAAUGGCCAACAAAUAGAUGUGGGUGGGCCCAGUAUUGACAUACAGGCUGAAGCUGUUCCUGAGCAAACAACCUCGGCCUCUGGUGGCAACGGUGAUCCUCAGACAGCUUCUACCAGUGAAGAACAGCCUCCACAGAAUGAAACUGAAGAGGAAGGGGGCAAUGCAGGGUCAAGAUAUCCUCGCACACGAGGCUUAGCUGAUCUUAUGGACCAGGCGUCUGAGAUCAACACUCGAGUGCAGCCGUUCAUGGCCCAGUACCAACAACUCAUGAGGGAUGACCCAGUCUUCUCUGACCAGGAAGCUGUAGUAACGAACCAGCGCUUGUUCACAAGCGUUUCAGAGAUCAUGCACAACUUGGCUCACGCUUACCAUGCACUCAGUGACAUCAUGUGUGACCUGGCCCAGCCACCGCCUCGGUUCCUUCGAUGUCGGCCGGUCCUCAUUCACCACUCGGCUGUUGUACAAACAGGUUUCCCGAUUCAGGUAUCAGCCAGUCUUGCCACAGGUAGUAACAAUGGACAGAGCUCCAACAGUGGAGGAACUCGAGCCACUGAUGGUGGGGCCAGGGCUACGGCGGGUCCAUCAGAGCAGCCUGAGCCACAAGGUCCUGUGACAGGUGCAGCAGAGGCCACAGCUCAGCCUGUGACGGGGCCUACUGCUGCUGCUAAUCCACCAACUAUAACUAGAACUCCAGGAGAGGAUGCAUCUGGCCAGACUCAGACUCCCUCCUCUCAGAGGACAACUCGUAUAGGUCAGACAAGAGUUCUAAUUUAGUUAUUUAAAUUUUUU